Papaver somniferum (opium poppy) is the source of this 1997-nucleotide messenger RNA. RefSeq lists its product as uncharacterized. The transcript is spliced from 2 exons. Gene Ontology annotation, molecular function: protein binding. NCBI's taxonomy places the organism in Eukaryota, Viridiplantae, Streptophyta, Magnoliopsida, Ranunculales, Papaveraceae. The record is from RefSeq and is a predicted model, not a curated record. The coding region runs from base 197 to 1003 and encodes 268 amino acids.
AAGACUUACAACAGCAGCAGCAACAGUAUCAUCACAACUGGUUUCAACUCCUAGGACAACUAAAUCAUCAUCUCUGCUUGAUGAUGAAAUAGUUCUGAACUGGGGUUUUGAUAAUUUGUGAUUCGAAAGUAACUAAAAUAGAGAGAAAAAUGAACAAGUAGAAAUUGGGUUUUGUAUUAUUGGGCUUUAAGAAGAAAUGACCGGUCCAGUAACAAAGGGUGAAAUUGACAGCAAUUUCUUCCCUACAAAAGAGAAGAUUCUGAUAUUUUGCGUUUGUCCUGCUAUCACUAAGAAAAUGAAUUCUACAGUUUCUUCUUCUGAUGAUGAUUCAAUUGGUGACCAUCAGGCAAAUUCUGUUGCUGCAACUGAGAAUUUAUCAUUAUCAUCAGCCUCAUCAUCAACAGCAACGGCAACCCUUUCUUCUGUUAUACAGGUAGGUAAUGAUAUUGAUUUGAUUACAGAAAUUUUAUUAUGUCUACCUGUAAAAUCACUGCUUAUAUUCAAAUCUGUGUCAAAACAAUGGUUGCAUCUCAUUACUGAUCGGCGCUUCGUUAUUAAGCAUGUAAGUCGUAACCGCAACCCUAAAAUCCAUGGCCUAUUCUUUGAAAAACUGAACCCCAAUUCUGAAAGUCUAUAUGAUUUUAUCCUUCUUGAUGGAAGUAGAAUUGAAGAGGAGGUGAUAUUUGGCACUAAUCCUGUUGUUUCUGCUGAGGGUGGCGGUGCUGCCCUCUUUAAAACUCUGAAUUUUGCAGAUUCUAAGCAAGUUGUUAAAUUUGAAAAUGGUGUCCACAUCAUUGAAAAGGGUGUCCGAAUCGCCCAGUCUUGUAAUGGUCUUGCAUUUAGGAGAUUGAGGUUUACAGAGGUGAGGAUAAACCUCGAAUUUAUACAACACAGACCUAUAUUUAUAAUCCAACCACAAGACAAUACAAAAUUCUUCCUCCGUCCCCUUUUAGAGAUGUGGUUCGGGAUGAUUGUUGUUUCAAGGUUUGUAGCAUCAGCUUAGCUUUUGAUCCAGUUAAGUCACCAGAUCAGUACCAAGUUAUCUGCAUUUGGAAUGAUGUUGAGAAAGGUUGGCUCUUGGUAUCUGGUGAUGAUGAAUUCCUUCGAAAUUUUUAUAUCGAAAUUUACUCCUCUAAGACGAAUUCCUGGAGGGAGGUCAUCUCUUCAUUUGUAAGUCCUUUAUAUGCGCUUCCUAGUAGUUUUCCAAGGUCCGGUGUCUACUGGAAUGGUUGUUUGCACUGGAUUGCAACUGAGCAAAAUGCAAUGCGAGAAUCGUCCUUGUAUUUUGAUAUUGCAGAAGAAGUAGUAAAACCAUCUUCGUUUCCAACCACGCCUGAUGAUGAUAAGUCGAAUGCUGUGUAUUUCAGGGAAUGCGGGGGUCAUUUGUAUAUUAUUGAGGUUCUUGCAUCAUGUUAUACUAAUUACAAUAUUUCGAAGAUGGAGACUGAUUAUUCAGGGUGGAAACUAAUGUACAAGCUCGACAUAGAAAGAUUUAUAAAUGCAUAUCCAGGGUUCUAUUCUCAUGCUUCUGAUGAUAAGACUCUUGUGCUUUCUAGAAUGGUACUGCUCCUAGUGGAAUAUGAAGAAGAAUCAUUCUCAAAGCUGGUGGUGCUCGUAGAUGGGUCAUAUCUUACAAGCUUAACGAUCUGAGCGUUACAGAAAUCCAUACUUUUACCGAGAUUAGUUAUCCUACAGCAGCUCGAAUGGGGGGAUUAUGGGGUUUCCUUCAUCAUUACAUUGAGUCGCUUGCUUGUGUUUGAUGCAAAACAUCAUCAGUUGUGAAUUCCAAAGAGAAGCUGGUCAAUUUGAUUGUUUUGUUUACUAGAUUAGUUGAUCCAAGUCUGUUGUUUGUAUUCGCACCAUUGUAUUAAUCAGAAAAGUCAAGGGAAGUUUCAAGCUGGACUUUUGAACCAUUGUGUUCAAAUUAAAGCUUUUGAAUUAUGUUCUGUUAUUAGUUAUUGAAUUUCCUUCUAUGUUUUGUGCUAUUUGAGCUUCUU